Saxophila tyrrhenica is the source of this 1029-nucleotide messenger RNA. RefSeq lists its product as uncharacterized. The record is from RefSeq and is a predicted model, not a curated record. NCBI's taxonomy places the organism in Eukaryota, Fungi, Ascomycota, Dothideomycetes, Mycosphaerellales, Extremaceae. The transcript is spliced from 2 exons. Gene Ontology annotation, cellular component: nucleus; cytoplasm. The coding region runs from base 1 to 1029 and encodes 342 amino acids.
AUGGAAGCUACGACAGGACCAAAUGCCCAUGAAAAGCCUCCGUUAGGUAUCAAGAAGAUAUACAAGAAAUUCCAGAGGCUGGACAGGGCGGCUCUAGAUCGCGAGCGAGACUCACUGGACUUCAGCCGUGACAACAACGUCGACCCCGAGGUCCGACAGUCGCAACUUCUCAAACUGUCUAGCGAAGUGAGGCAAGCUUUCGUUGAUUUCCUUGAAAUUGACAACGCCACCCUGGAUGGGACAAAGCCAUCAGAUGCCAUGCCAACGGUGUACGAAGUGGCGGCGGUGCCCGUACCUUCAGACGUACAGCUUGCUAUGCUCGAAAAGCUAUUGCUACGAGAUCUCUGCAACCCAGACCACAAGACAAACGUCCACAUCCAUCACAAUGUCCCUUAUCCUGAUCAGCGGGCGGACAGAUCAACCGCGUCGUACUUUGACGCUUGUUCAUCAUCUCUUGACUUCCAACCAAAAGACCCGACCAUACACAAGCCAUUUAACACGUCUCAGUACCUCAACAAGAAGCUCCGAUGGAUGACUCUAGGAGGUCAGUACGACUGGACAAACAAGGUCUACCCCUCUGGAUCUCCACCACCAUUUCCACAGGACAUCAAAACGCUUGUGGAGCAUCUCUUCCCAAUGAAAGCGGAGGCUGCCAUUGUAAAUCUCUACUCCCCUGGUGAUACGCUCAGCCUGCAUCGCGAUGUCAGCGAGGAAUGCGAUCAGCCGCUCGUCAGCAUCUCUUUGGGGUGUGAUGGAAUCUUCAUUGCUGGGCUUGAGGGCGAAGACGGGAAUGGUGGACCCAGAGUAGCUGUCAUGAGACUCAGGUCAGGCGAUGCCGUGUUGAUGAGCGGCGAAAGUCGAUAUGCUUGGCAUGGUGUCCCGAAAGUGCUCGAAGGGACGUGCCCAGAGUGGAUGAAAGACUGGCCAGGCAUGCACUCUGGCUCGGACGGUAGUGGACGAUUUGCUGGCUGGGGAGGCUGGAUGGCGGGUAAGAGAGUCAAUCUGAACGUUCGACAAAUGUUUGCAUGA